AGACAAGGGCAACUUAAUGACAUCAGUAAUGUUGUCCCAACCCCGGGUAAAGCUGAUGGUGCCCAGAUAUCAUUCACUGAUAUACUGAAAGCUCAUGUUGAAGAAUUUGUCAAACUACACGAUGAAGUGGAUUGGAGUAAAGAGAAAAUUCAAAUAAAACUCUCUGGUGAUGGGGCAAGAAUGACAAGAAAUUCAAGUUUUAUUUUGCUUUCAUUCUCUCUACUUCAAAGCCAAGAUGAUGUGAUGUCUGCCAGUGGAAACCACACAUUUGCUAUUAAGGGGUCAGAAAGCUACAAAACACUGAAAGACUCAUUUGGAUUGUUUUUCAGGAGAUCAACAACCUAA
Molecule: messenger RNA, 345 nt
Organism: Paramuricea clavata
Lineage: Eukaryota; Metazoa; Cnidaria; Anthozoa; Malacalcyonacea; Plexauridae
Source: the annotation of a GenBank genome assembly